GGGCUUUCAAUGGAAAGUUGUACCGCGCAGGCGCAGUACGGGUCAAAGGGGGUCAACCGGAGUCAAUCAAAAAGUUUUUGUUCACAUGAUUCUUCCGGAACUGCGGCGUGCACAAGUUUCCAGAACUUCGCCAACAGUCAAUGUUACGUCUUCUCCAGCCCGAUCAACAACACAUGAAGUCAUGAGGGCAGGCUCUAUCCAGAGGCCUACCACACGUAGUCGGGCAAACUCCAGAAAACUUCAGUCUCCGCUGAAGGCGACAAGUCCGCAGCGACCGACAUCGAAACUGACCAACGGAGGUACCAGCUGUGGAGAGUGGACGAUAAAGGCGAAAGACCAGUCGGAGCAGGCAGCUUUAGCCUUGCACAAGGCCCCGGGCCUGAGGGUCUCCCCACGUAUCCACAAGCCUGCUGUCAAUGGGGCGGUGCCUGGGCUCACCAAUGGGUGCACCAGGACUGACAAAGACACGGAUGUAAAUGAAGUAUUGGAGGUGAGCGCCGGGAACAAGAAAGGUGUCUGGAGGAACGGGCGGAAGACAGAGGCGUCCGAGGUGGUCAAAAGUCGCCAAGAGGACCACACUAGUGACCAGGAGAACAGCAGUGCAAAUAAGAUGGAUGGCCCUGACAAUGGGGACAAAAGGUUGAGAACAAGAUCAAAACGAGGACAGUCAGAAUCAUCAAUGCCAGACCAAAGCACCUAUGGAUGUCCUCUUGCCGCCAAAAGAAGAAAACUUGCCAGGCAAGGUUCGGACAAGAGCAAGAAGUCAACCGACAAACAGUCCUCCUCCACGAGCGAGGAUCUGAUGGAGGCUGAGGAGUAUCCCUCAUCAGACGUAGAACUGACCAAUCAGAACGAUCCCAAUGAUGGGGAUGACCAGUCCAAUGUCAUGGAACCCGAGAGUGCAGAAGGCUCGGAAGCUGCGCUGGAAGAGGAGCAUAUCAGGAAUGAUACUGCGCCACCCCCUCCCUUAGAAAGCCCUGACGAGAACUUUAAGAGCUACGAGGAACUUGUAGCGAGAUCGUUGAUAAGUCUCAAAAAGGCAGCUUCAGAGCAGAUAGAACAACAACAACAACAACAACAACAACAGCAGCAUCUACAGCAGUCGGCGGAGGGUCAAAGUCAGUCUCCAGAUAAUUCCAGUGAUCAGCAACAGCAUUCCUCCGUAGCAAGCUCCCCACAGAGCGAACAUUCCAGUGUAGGGUUCAGCCAGGACUACUCUGAGGAACGCAGUAGCCAGAACUCUGUGGACAUUAGGGACGAGAUUGAUGAGAACAAGUAUGACGAGGAUGAGAGAGAAGCGAUCAGUGGACUGGAGACUCUGCGUAGCCAGUGUGACAGUCUGGCGCGACAGCUCAGCACAGAGCUGGUUACCUUGGACUGUGGGAGUGGGAACUCCUCUCUGAACGGGUCCGGCGGGAGCUGGGUGCUCGACAUCGACGGCCAGAGAGGUAAAAAGCAACGCGAGCCAGAUGACGACAGUUCAUCUAGUUCAGACAGUAGCAGCUCGUCGUCAUCCUCUACAUCCUCGUCUCCCGCCAACUCCCCCCCUCCCAGCCCCGAACCCUGCAAACACUCCGAUAUCAAGGACGACCACUAUGCUGGGAAACCCUACUCCGUAGAAAACAUCACAGGUGCUGAGAUUCCCAGGACGACAUUGGAACAGCCUCUCCCUCUGGCGAGAGAAAACAUCGCCGUUAUCAAACCUAAAGUGGAACUUGAGCGGAUAGCGGAGGGUCUGACAACCAUCAACCCUGUCGGUGUGUCACCGUCUGCGAAGGAGAAUGUUCCACAGUCGAGGCAGGACUUUGUGGUGCCAAAGGUUCCAAAGACUCCACAAGGGACUGUACGGAAAGAGAGAGAAGGUGACAGCAAGUGUCCGACGCCAGGCUGCAAUGGUACGGGUCAUGUGACAGGGCUGUACUCUCACCAUAGAAGUCUGUCAGGAUGUCCUCACAAAGACAAGAUACCACCUGAGUUGGCCGAAUCAUUGUGCAGUACAAACAAAGAAACAUGCCCCACACCAGGCUGUACAGGAAGAGGACAUGUCAACAGCAACCGGAAUUCUCACAGAAGUUUAUCUGGUUGCCCCAUUGCUGCAGCACAGAAGCUCAACAAGCAGCAGACUAAAUUACAGCCACAUGUGGAGAACAAGACACCGCCAGGUGUACCUUCUGAUAGGGUCCUGAGACCAAUGUGCUUUGUGAAGAAACUGGACGUGGCUCAAUAUGGCUACCCACCCGUCGUUUCCCCUGCUAUCCCUAGGACCAACCUUGCCAAGGAGCUUGAAAAGUACGCCAAGCUCACGCCCAUGGAGUACACUCCAUACGACCCAGCGGCGUACCUAGGGAAGCGUGCCAUUGCGCCCAAGCUUCCAGCUCACGAGAAGAAGCCGCCACAGGCACAGCCACAGCCGCCACCUCAGCCCAUUUUUGCAAAGCCACCGACACCGAUGUCUGUCUCCCCCGUCUCUGUUUCCGUCUCUACACCGACGCAGAAGGUGGAGUACCGUAUCGACCCAAACGCGGCGCGCAUGGCGGCGACCGCCAUCAACCUCUCCACAAAGCCCCAGCCUCCGCCUCAACAACAGACAAUGCCGAUGAGUCCAACGACGCCGACCAGCGAACAGAACUUGAUCGUCGACCAGAAUGGAACUCUUGACCUGAGCAUGAAGUCCAAUCAGAGUCAGAAUCAGAGCCAGACUGCCACGGCGGUCACCCCCCCUCCCCAGUCCACCCAGGACGACAGGUUUAUGUACCAGAGGCCGAGUGUGGUGGUCAGCACCAAGAACCUUAACAUGUCAUCGUACUCUCAGGACAAUUACAGCACCGAAUCCCUAACGUACGGCUUGAGCUCGCCGACCUACACGACCUCCAUAACAUCUGGCAGGACGGACUUCAACCAGGGAUAUGUCCUCAGCCCCAUUAAGAAGCCUGAGAAGACGUGUCCCACCCCGGGCUGCGAUGGGUCAGGUCACGUGUCGGGUAAUUAUGCCUCACAUAGAAGCCUGUCGGGCUGUCCUCGUGCUGACAAGAGCCAGAUCGUGGCCAACCAGCAGGAAAUGAAGUGUCCGACGCCCGGCUGUGAUGGCUCAGGACAUGCUACUGGGAACUACUCUUCCCACAGAAGCUUGUCUGGCUGUCCUCGUGCGAAGAAGAUGAAAAACUUGCUGAAGGAAAAGGAGAACGAGAACGGAGCUGAGCCAAUAAGACUUGGCUGCCACAUGACUAGCCCGAAUGACCACACGAAGCAGUCUGUCACAGCCAUUUCCAGCUUCCAAGUGGAAGGGUGCCCAGUACCGGGGUGUGAUGGGUCAGGACAUGUCUCUGGGAAGUACGUCACGCACAGGAGUGCUUCUGGAUGCCCUUUAGCGGCCAAGAAGGGCUUCAAUAUCAGCAUGUUCCGUGAUGAAAAUGGUGAGUGCAAGGAUGUCCCCGGGUAUUGGAGAUCACCUGUCCAAUCUUCCAGCUCCUACGACCUCCCUUUAUCCAGCCAGUGGAGCAGGCCGAGAAUGGACGGGCUGGUGUGCCCCACCCCGGGGUGUGAUGGUUCAGGCCAUGCCAACGGCAGCUUCCUCACACACAGAAGUUUGUCUGGCUGUCCCCGCGCCACUGCUGCAAUGAAGAAGGCCCGCCUAACCUCAGAAGAGAUGAACACCAUUAAGUACAAGGCCAGCAAUGGUAUAGAGAACGAUGAGGACAUCAAGAAGCUGGAGCAGGAGAUCACAGAGCUGCAGUCCUCCAACUCCCACAUGGAGGCGCAGAUGAUCAAGUUGAGAACACAGAUCACGUCAAUGGAGAACAAGGUACAGCAGGGGGAGAAGGAAAACAAGGCGAUAGAGGAUAAGAACAUCAGCCUGAAGGAACAUCUGGAGUUUCUACGGUCCAACCUCAUCCAACACUUACAGGAGAUCAAGCUUCCAGGGACAAACGAAGGCCCUACUGAGGAGAACUUUGACUCCUACAUCUCAUCCCUACGGAACCUCUGCCUGGAGAACUACACUUCUGAAAACAAGGCACUCUUCCAGGCUGUUAAGGCUGCAUUAGAGGACUUUGAUGUGAAGGUUUGAUUUCUUGAUAAGACAUUCUCCCCUUGUCGGCAACAAAAGUAGCAUUUUAGAUACAAGGCUGUGAUUGGGUUGUUUCGGCCGAUGGGCUAGUGAUGUACUGUGAAUUGGAAAAGCCGGCCCGAUUGGCUGAUUUCUUAUGAUGAUCAUGUUAUGGCAACCAUUGUAUUUUAAAUCCUAGGUUGUGAUUGGGAAAUGAUGAAAUCAGGUUGGAUUAUAAAUGAUUUUGACUUUUUCUUGAUACAGCAGUUAAAAUUAAUUGUUUCAACAUGUUGUUUUAAUGUGGAAGACAUGGAGUCUUUUUAUAAUGUUAGAAAUCCUUUUAGAAAUCUCCUCAAAGAUAUUUAGGAAAAGUUUAUUAUACAGUAUAACAUCAAACAAGUGCAACAGAGACAGAAUUAUGUAAAACUUGCAGUACUUGAUAGAUGAAGUUUUGUUCCAAACAAAAAAUGCAUAAUGUUAUGUAUCACAUCAUUCACAUGCUACAUUUGUACAUGUAUGAAUGAAUUUCAACAUUGUAAAUACGACAUUAGUACAAAAGUGGUAUAAUUGUGAUGUAUUAGACUUCUAUGAUGCAUUGUGACAUAUCCGUUGUGCAUUUGGAUUAUGUGGUAUGAAUACUAUUUAAUACGAUAUGCAGAUUUAGUUAACAAAUGUUUUAAUGAUUCUAGGAACAUAGGAACAUACUUUGAAUGACAAUGAUGUUUAAUGAUAGCACACAACACUUGCAGUACAUAAGCAUGCAAUCAUUGCUUUGCUAAACAUAUGAGAGAUAUAUGGGUACCAGGCACAGCCUAAUGGCUUGAUAGCAGUGUAAUAUAUACAUGCUAGACCUUCCUUGACUCAACUGUUGGUUAGAUACAGUUGUGGAAUAGUAGUCACAUAGAUGUCACCACACCUGUACAUGGCUGCCUCCUGAUUCAGCUGUAAACUGUGACCCCCUACUUUCUGUCCUCCAUGAUAGCUCAUAUUGAAACUCUGCAGUGCUUAAAUAACAUGAUAGGGGUGUUAGUGAAGUUUUACACAUGUAGUAACAUAACUUGUCUAAUGCCGAACAUUUUGGUAUGGUUGGCAGAAUUCUGAACAGACAACUUAAAGUUUAUAACUAUCUUUUGCUGAAACUUCUUUAUCUAUUUAUUAGUAUUAUUCCCAGAUGCCCCAUUCAGUGCCCGUGUCAGAAAACCAAACUAGAGGUAACCACAAUAGCAUGUGUAAUAGUGACAUUUCUGAUAAGCUACAUUCUGUACAGACUAUAACAGUAUUCAAAAAGUCAACCAAUCAGUUGUAUAGAUAUUCCUACAUGUCAGUUAUGAUGUGGAUAGUGCAAUGAAGGAACAGAUAUUGUGAUACACAGCAGAAAACCCCAUCUGUUUACUCUCAUACAUUCCAAACUAUACUCAUUGUAGAUAACACAAUCACAUACUAGGUGCAAUCACAUGAUAUAUCUCAUUUUGUAAUGUGAAAGCUGAACUAGGUCCAAAGAGGGGAGUCAAGGUUGGAGCAGACAGCACACUGGUCUGGUUUUUGUGGUAUAUACACGGAGAUGGAAAAUGAUUUUUCAAACAUACCUUCCAGUACACAUCAUGUAUGUGGCAAGUCUUCAUGUUACCUGAUAUAAGACAUUUUCCAUUUCUCUGAACCAAAAGGAAGAUGAACUAGGACACAUUUUACUAGCUAUACAGUUGUGUGUUGUGGUUAGACCAACUUCAAUUUCUACGUAGACAGACUGCUUCAGUCAAGGACUUUCCUAGUUGUGUCCUGGGAGGGAUUUUUACUCACCAAACAAGUCAUGAAGAUAUUUAGGUACAAGUAAUUGGUAUGGUUUUAGCUACUGCUGUAUAAACUGAGAGAACUAAUAGGUAAUAUGGACAACAGACUGUAGCUCACUCUUUCUGGCGAAAUGGGCAUUCCUCCAGGCAUUUAAAUGUUUUCUAAAGAUGGUUGAGUUUUAAAUCAACCACGUUAGGUACGUUAUGGUAAUACAGUGAGCGGCUUCUGAUUGGUGGCAAUCUAGAUUAAGCAUCACAUUGUGCAGUUGAUCAUUUUUGUGGACAUUUUGCAUUGUGGCAAGCUUAGCACAAGCAUCGAGUGUUAGUGGAAGUAGUAGUUGGUGUCUCAGGCAAGCCAUAAUUGAAACGCUGAGGUGCACAAAAAGACACUUGCCAAACUUGAGUGUUCUUGACCCUAGAGAGGGUAAAGAAUGCAAGGAUUCAAAGUGAAUAUUUCUGUGGAUAUAUUAUUCAAACAACUUGACUAUUCCUUGGAUAUUCCUCAAGUAUAAGAAGUACAAUACUUUGACCAGAGGAUAUAUAUAAUAAUUUAUUGAAGUGUUCAGGGGGUCUUUAUUUUUGUGCUAUUUAUUCUGCUGCAGACUCCUUUAGAAUAAACUCAUGGAUUUAAUUACACAUUCUUUAGAAUGUUAUGGAAAUUUCAAGAAUCAUUUCACAUUCAAGUGACCAUUCUAUUGAGUAGUAUAUUUGUAAGUAUAGAAUUUUUGAAUGUAGUAUAUUUUGGAAGUUUCGUGAUGUAGAAUUUAUAAUGCUAUUAACAUUUUGUCACUAUAUUUAUAUUAUUUAUUGUCAUUUUUCACCGAAGACUCAGUUGUAUUUGUAUCUGCGCUUAUUUUGUAUGACACAAGCUGACAAAAUCAGAGCUAGAGUAUAGCUGUAGAAGAUAGUCAAUGUAAUGCUGAAAAUGAUGAUAGUCACUAAAUUUGUGAAAUAUUUCAAAUUUUUAUUGCAAUGAUCAGUGCAUAUUUGUGCUUGUCCUUGUGCAUGUGCAACUUCAACUGUUUUGUAUACCAGGACAUGGAAAGAUUGUCCUACCAUCUGCAUGUGUUGUACUUGUGACUUAGCCAAAGAAAUUUGGGCCAUUUUAAGUGGAAGAAUUAAAUGUCUGAUACACAAAGGAUGAAA
Molecule: messenger RNA, 6978 nt
Organism: Branchiostoma floridae (Florida lancelet)
Lineage: Eukaryota; Metazoa; Chordata; Leptocardii; Amphioxiformes; Branchiostomatidae
Product: myelin transcription factor 1-like protein
Exons: 25
Coding region: 86-4066 (1326 amino acids)
Biological process (GO): regulation of transcription by RNA polymerase II
Cellular component (GO): nucleus
Molecular function (GO): DNA-binding transcription factor activity, RNA polymerase II-specific; zinc ion binding; RNA polymerase II cis-regulatory region sequence-specific DNA binding
Source: RefSeq, a predicted model, not a curated record